AUGAGUUUGCUGAGAGGAAAGCUUGAGGCAUGUUUUGGGAUCAGACUUGCUGCUACUCAACACCAUGAAAUCUUCAGCAACAGGCCACACCACGUCUCCAACAUGGCACCCACCAAGAUCAAGAACUGCGCUCUCCAUGGAGGCGAUUUCGGCCAAAAGGGCGCCCUACUCAACUGGGACUAUAUCCAUGAUGGGGCUCACAAGGUGGCCAAGGAAAUAGUCGAACACAUUGACGAUGUGAAUCUGUCGAUCACCUUCAAGGUCAUCGAAGGAGAUCUUACCAAGGAAUACAAAGAGUUGAAGAUAUUCGUCAAGGCGACUCCCAAAUCUGACAACACUAGUCUCAUCCACUGGACUCUGGACUACGAGAAGCUGGACGAGGAUGUCGCCGAGCCUUUCUCCUUCAUGGAAUUCCUUGUUCAUCUCAGCAAGGAUAUCGAUCUUCACAACACCAAGAAGUGAGCAUCUCAUGUGUGUGUAUGGUUCGAUGUAAUUCCCGGCCCCCAUGAUCAAAAGCUAAGUGCAUGCAUGCAUGCAGCAUUGCUAUGUGUAUGUAUCUACGUACCUUUGUUAGGUAGCUAGGCGUGGUUGCGGUUCGUCGUUUAGUUCCAUCGCUUAGCUAUGUUGUCCUUAUACUACGUACUUAAAGAUAUAUAUGCAGCAAAUAAUAAAUAAAUAAAUAAAUAAUAAGAGGGGGUUCAAUAUGUCUUGGUGGAUUGUGGUAUAUGUGUGAAUGAAGUGAUAUGUAAUGAUCAAUGAUGGAUGAAUGCGAUGUAUAUAAUCUCUAUGUGGUGAAUGAAGUGAUAUGUAAUGAAUGAUGGAU
Messenger RNA from Linum tenue, 823 nucleotides. The record is from the annotation of a GenBank genome assembly. Lineage: Eukaryota; Viridiplantae; Streptophyta; Magnoliopsida; Malpighiales; Linaceae.